AUGCAUCUUACNUGGUCUUCACUCUCCCCUCCACGCCAGAGGCGCUAUAAUCACUGUGCUGUUUCACUUGACGAAUACAUUUAUGUUAUUGGAGGGAUUUCGAAAAACAACACAUUUUUGAGAACGGUGGAAAGAUAUGACCCUCGACAGGAUAAAUGGAACAACGUCUCCAGCCUUAACACACCGCGUAGUGGAGCAUGCGCUGUGGUGCUGAUGGGGAAAAUUUUUGUGAUGGGAGGAGGAUCAGACGUUCGGAAAAUUCUGAGUUCAUGUGAGAUUUAUGACCCAGGUGCAGAUAAAUGGUCUUGUGGGAAAGAGAUGAAGACCAAACGUGACCGCGCAGGAGCCGCAGCAUUUGGCGGGAAAAUCUACGUAUUCGGUGGUUCGUAUGGUCACGUGGCUGUGACGUCAGUGGAGUGUUAUGACUGGAGAGAAGACGAGUGGUCGAUCAUAACAGAGUUACCAUACCCCCGGUAUGGGUUCCGCUGUGCAACGACAUCUGUCAGUAGAGACAUGAUGGCAGAGGUUCCCCCCGCUAAACCGAAAAAGCCCAGUCAGGAAAAUCUGAUUUAGAAGGCGGACAGCAAGGUGGACUAAAAGCCAUGCUGUUUUCUUGAUCAAGGAGGGUGAAGCAAGGGGUAGAGAAGUUCGUGAGUUGGUAAACAGUAAGAACAUUGAAGAAAGCGGAAAAUUGGGAAUACAUUGCAACAUUUUCGCAUUUCUUUGUAAAAAGUCGAAGAGGCACUCUAAUUUACGCUUCACAUGAUAACCAUAAUUUCAAGAACUCAAAUGCGUGCCUAUAUAACUUUGAAUUAAGAAUUACAAAUUUUGGUUUGAUUUUCAAAAGCUGAACGAAGAAUAGCCAUUCUGGGCGGUGACAACCACUCGACAGUAACAUUAGCUAGGAUGCGAAUUCAAGGAUAUGUAUAAAUAGGCACUGGACAAAGAGAAGUUGAUGAAAGUACCUCAGUAUUUCUACAAGAGGCUCAGUUUCCAAGUUUGCCGUUUUCUAAAACAGUCGUUGCAAUAUCGAAUUUUUUUUAAGUAGUUGCUUUCUAUGUAUAGCCAGAUGACGCCCAUCUAAGUGUACCUGUUUAUACACAAGCUAACUAUAUCGAAACCUUGUCAAGUUUCCGCGUGCAAAAAAACAGCUGUGUGUCGAUUGUCUAAUGAAAGACUGAUUGCGAAUCAAAUAGUGGUAUUAUUCCGUUUAACGAAACAACUACAGUAUAUUAGUCGUUCUAUGGUGACAUCUUUCGUCGAAAGAGAGAAUAGAGAAAAUUGAGCGAAAAAAAUGCCUGAAUUCUGAAGGGCUUUAUAUUUAACAGGAAAUAAAAAACUGAGAACAAUAUCGCACAAUCCGGAUGUGAGUCGCCUUAUUUUAACCCUGAAACAAUGCAAUCUUUUUUGAGACUUGCUCCCAGCUGCUUUUACUUCAGUUAUAACAUACAUGAAAAAAAUUACUCGAUUCUGAUUGGCUGAGAGCAGUGCAGUUCAAGUGUAACACCAGUGUAAAUUACACAUCGUAAUUCUGGAUUAUGAUUGGCUGGAAGACAGUAAGAAAUUUUCCAAGCCAAUAAUAUCACGUAAAAUGAUGUCGAAAAU
Molecule: messenger RNA, 1605 nt
Organism: Orbicella faveolata
Lineage: Eukaryota; Metazoa; Cnidaria; Anthozoa; Scleractinia; Merulinidae
Product: kelch-like protein diablo
Molecular function (GO): protein binding
Source: RefSeq, a predicted model, not a curated record